Molecule: messenger RNA, 1143 nt
Organism: Fraxinus pennsylvanica
Lineage: Eukaryota; Viridiplantae; Streptophyta; Magnoliopsida; Lamiales; Oleaceae
Source: the annotation of a GenBank genome assembly
AUGGAAUUCGCUUGUAAGGAUUUUAAGGUAGGAAAGUGUGAAGGUGAAAAGCUUGUGGAUGGUGAAACCAUGCCACUAGUACUACAACCUCCGGCAGCCGAGAAAAAUGACACGGACUCGUUAGUCGCGGCGUUGAAGGAGAACAAGGAGUGGUUUGAGGAGAUGAUAAUCAAAAACAGUGCUGUCCUCCUCCGGGGUUUUGAUGUAGGAAAGUGUGAAGGUGAAAAGCUUGUGGAUGGUGAAACCAUGCCACUAGUACUACAACCUCCGGCAGCCGAGAAAAAUGACACCGACUCGUUAGUCGCGGCGUUGAAGGAGAACAAGGAGUGGUUUGAGGAGAUGAUAAUCAAAAACAGUGCUGUCCUCCUUCGGGGUUUUGAUGUGAAGAAUGCAGUGGACUUCAAUGAGAUUGUAGAAGCCUUUGGAUGGGACGAUAUACGGUACGUGGGACCCGCACCUCGAACACACGUGUAUAAAAGAGUAUGGACAGCCAAUGAAGGUCCCCUUUCUGAGUUCAUAUACUACCACCAUGAAAUGGUUCUGAUUAAGGAAUCACCAAAAAAGGUGAUACUUUACUGUGAAAUACCACCACCAGAGGGCGGAGAGACGCCGUUUGUGCCUAGUUUUCGAGUAACACAACGAAUGCUGGAAGAGUUUCCGGAGGUGGUGGAGGAGCUUGACAAGAAAGGACUAAUGUAUUCAUUCACGGCUCUCAGCAAGAACGAUACAUCUUCGAUGAGAGGCCGAGGUUGGGAGGAUACUUUCGCCACCUCAGAUCCUAAAGAAGCAGAGAAAAGGGCUAGUGCUUUGGGGAUGGAUUUGGAAUGGCUACCGAAUGGCGGAGUUAAAGCCGUUUUGGGUCCAAGAACUUUGACAAGGGUGUUCGAUGGGAGAAAGGGAAGGAGAAUGUGGUUCAACACCAUGGUUGGAAUGCACGGAAAGGAGCACAGCUCGGCGACAAUGGCAGAUGGAACAGAAAUACCUAUCAAGUUCGUUAAGAGAGGUGAAGAAAUUAUUGAAGAAGAAAGCAUCCAAUUCAGAUGGCAGAAGGGUGAUGUACUCUUUUUGGAUAACAUGGCUUUGCUUCAUGGAAGAAGACCAUCUCUUCCACCUAGAAAAGUCCUGGUUACUACAUGCAAAUAA